Messenger RNA from Owenia fusiformis, 2565 nucleotides. The record is from the annotation of a GenBank genome assembly. NCBI's taxonomy places the organism in Eukaryota, Metazoa, Annelida, Polychaeta, Sabellida, Oweniidae.
UUGACCUUUGACCAUCAAAUCACUACACGGGGAAACCCUCUCUUCAUCAGCCAUUUUUCGACUGACAGAAAAGUGAUUCGUCGACUUCUAAGUGCAAAGAUGGCCCAGAUGUUAGCACGACCUCCUUCCGGAUCUGCAGGGUCCACUGGUCUCAUGCCAAAACCUGGCUCUGGUAUCAUGGCUAGACCAGCUUCUUAUAAUCGUAUUGGGGGUGGUCAUUCUAUGCCCAGCUCUGGCUCCUGGGGCUCUGAUGGGGGUGAUGAUUACUACAUUCAACAACAGCAGCUUGAUGCGGCAUUUGCUGCGUCUCAUCUUGAGCAUAUGUGUAUGCUGGAUAUUGAUUCGGAGCCUCAUGUUGUGCGUAUGACUGGCAUUAUUUGCACAAUAGGACCAGCAUCAAAGGAUGUGAAAAUGCUUACAAAGAUGAUCAAUGCUGGGUUGAAUGUCGCAAGAUUGAACUUCUCCCAUGGAUCAUAUGAGUACCAUGGAGAGGUGAUUGCCAAUGUGCGUGAAGCUGUCAAGAAGGCACGUCACUCCACCACAGUUGCUAUUGCACUGGAUACCAAAGGACCUGAGAUCAGAACUGGUCUGCUGAAGGGAGGUGGUUCUGCUGAGAUUGAGUUGAAGAAAGGAGGUACACUUAUUCUCACAACAGAUGAUGAGUACAAAGAAUCUGGGGAUGAGGAACGUGUAUGGGUUGACUAUAAAAAUAUCACCCAGGUCAUGGAAGUAGGGAAGAGAAUCUACGUUGAUGAUGGCCUCAUCAGUCUGAUUGUAAAAGAGAAAGGUGAGGACUUCUUGAAGUGUGAAAUUGAGAAUGGAGGCAGUCUGGGUAGUAGGAAGGGAUGUAAUCUGCCAGGCACAGCUGUGGACCUCCCUGCAGUCACUGAGAAGGACAAGCAGGACCUCAAGUUUGGUGUUGAACAAGGGGUUGACAUGGUCUUUGCUUCAUUCAUUCGAAGUGGUGAUCAGGUCAGAGAGAUCAGACAAGUCCUUGGAGAGAAGGGAAUGAACAUACGCAUUAUUGCAAAGAUUGAAAAUCACGAGGGAGUGAGAAGAUUUGAUGAAAUCCUUGAAGAGGCUGAUGGUAUCAUGGUCGCCAGAGGAGAUCUAGGAAUUGAGAUUCCCGCAGAGAAAGUAUUCUUAGCCCAGAAAAUGAUGAUUGGACGAGCAAACAGAGCUGGAAAACCCGUCAUUUGUGCAACUCAAAUGUUGGAGAGUAUGGUGAAGAAACCACGUCCUACACGUGCAGAGGGCAGUGAUGUUGCAAAUGCAGUAUUAGAUGGUGCUGAUUGUGUCAUGUUGUCUGGAGAAACAGCUAAGGGAGACUAUCCCAUUGAAUCUGUAAAGAUGAUGCAUUCUAUUGCAAGGGAAGCUGAAUCUGCUGUAUACCACAGACAACUUUUUGAAGAGCUCCGUAGUCAAACCCCAAUUCCAACAGAUACAACUCAUACUGUGGCCAUAUCUGCCGUUGAGGCAUCCAUUACCAGUUUAGCUGCCUGUAUUAUAGUCAUCACAACCACUGGAAGAUCUGCUUACCUGAUAGCGGCAUAUCGUCCCCGUUGUCCUAUCAUUGCUGUGACACGUGUCGCACAGACAGCUAGACAGUGCCAUCUAUACCGAGGCAUAUUCCCCAUUUAUUACGAUGCUGAGCGUACAGAUGAUUGGACCGAAGAUAUGGAUACUAGGAUUAGACGAGCUAUAAAAGACGGAAAAGAGCGUCAAUUUCUUAAAGCUGGUGAUAAUGUAGUCAUAGUAACUGGGUGGACAAAAGGAGCUGGCCAUACUAACACUAUGCGUGUUAUCGUUGUACCUCGUGAGGAAGAUUCAGAAGAAUUAAAGAAGGUCACAACUCCACCUGUUACAUUUGAAUAAUCUCCACUGGAUGAACACAUCAAUGAUGUUAUUUGAUUUAUACAUAUAGAGAAACAUAUGUUGUGAAUAGUGUAGAAAAAACUAUGAAAACAGAAUGUAACCGGACAGUGUUUGUUAAAGGAGAUCAAAAAACAUUUCAGACAGAACAAAUAUUUCAAAUAGACUGCCAAAAGAACAAUUGCCAAGUCAACAAGAUGAUCUUUGUUGUAAAAGGAAGAUAUAAUCAGACAAGGAGCAUUUCAGUGCAAAUCAAGAUAUUUUAUCAUACCAAGGACUUGUCUUACAACAGACCCAGUGAAAUCCAUGUAGUGCCAAGCUACUGCCAAACUACUCAAAAUGCCUAGAAGCCUAAAAAGCAUUCAUUCCUGUAAUAAGCUCAUCAAAUACUAGCGAUUCAUUUAUCAUUUAUUUAUUUUCUGCAAUAUUGUCAUAACUGUUGUUUAUUUGUCAGCAUGGAAAUGUUGAUAUAAAUUCUGAUUUCUAAAAUUCAAUGCUAAUUUUUUAGAUUUAUUUUAUGGCCUUAGUACAAAAAUGAUGAAUGAAUUCUUGUAUAUGAUAUGAAUAAUUACAACAUAUUCUAACACGAUUCAUGCAUGGCGUAUUUAAGCUAAUCAAUUAAUAAUGAUCUGCAUGUUGUAUAAAUAUGGCUGUAGCUACGCUUUUCUGUAUUAUAAGUAUUUAUUAAAAACU